UAAUAACAUCAGAAAAUGAAUUUUAUUGCAUAAUGUCCACAAUAGUAUACAACUUUAUAUUAUUUUUACAAUAGCUUAGUGUUAGUCAAUCUCUCGUGAAUAAUAUCUUUAAUUUGUUGUAUACAAUAAUUGUAAGUUUAACUUAUAAUCAAAAAUAUAUAUAUAUUAAAACUAAUUCUACAACAAAUGAUAGACUCCAUACUUCUAGAUUUAUAUUUGUAUUUAUUAGAUAUACGAUGUGUAUACAUAAAAUACCUUAUGUAUUAGCUUGUACUGUAUUUGUAAUAUACUCACAGCUACAUUUAGUUUUUACUUUCUCAACUGCCGAUCAAAUUAUUGGUAAUGGAUAUCCGGUAGAAACGUAUGCAGUUGAAACGAAAGACCAUUACAUGGUAGGUUUGGAACGAAUACCGUAUAGUAAAAAUGGGAAUAAGACGAUCGGUAAACCUAUUAUUCUCUUACAUGGAUUGUACGGGACUUCAAUGUUUUAUACGCUAUCUAAUAAAUCGCUUAGUUUCAUAUUAUCCGAUGCUGGUUUCGACGUUUGGCUGCUCAAUUUUCGUUUAGCAGGGAUAUCUAAAUACUUAAAAAAUCCGAAAACUAACGUAGUUACUCCAUUGAGAAAUAUUUCAUGGGAUUUCAGCUUUGACGAAUUGGGAAUAUAUGAUACGACAGCUGCCAUCGAUUUUAUCUUAAACAAAACUGGAUAUUCUACACUACACAUGGGUGGUUAUUCUUUCGGAGCUACCAUAUGCCUGAUCGCAUUAGCUGAAAGACCAGAAUACAACAAAAAAAUUGAUAAAUUAGUGUUGAUAGUGCCAACGGCCAGAAUGAAGUACUAUGACCGAAGACUAAUCAUUUUAAAGAUAUUCCCAUUUUUAUUCCACAGAACUUUGAAAGGAAGAGAAUAUAUACCUAAGAUGAAACAUCCAGACAAUCAAUGGUUUGGAAAUCAAUGUAAAAAUAAAAAAUACAUGAAAUUAAUUUGUAUUUUUGCAAUGGAUAUAUUACAAGGAAAUUAUUUGUCGAUAGAUUACUCAACCAUUGAUAUCCUGAAAACAUAUCCUCAGCCAACGUCCGUUAAAGUAAUGACACAUUAUUACCAACUUAUACUAGCUGAUUAUUUCCGAAAAUAUGAUUAUGGAAAAAUAGGUAAUAUCAAACAUUACCAAUCCAUUACUCCACCAAGUUAUGAUUUAUCUCAAAUAACAGCUGCUACGUAUAUUUAUCAUUCAAAAUACGACGUUAUAGCUCCACCAAAGGAUAUAAAAUGGUUAAUACAGAGAUUGCCUAACGUAAAAAACGUCACUAUGGUGAAGAAAUUCAGUCACAUGGGUUUUGCUACUAGUCCAUAUUUGAGACCUAUUAACAUUUUAAUAGUUAAACAUUUAUUGGAUAAUAAAUAGUAAAUUUUAAUAAUGUUUUAUAGGUACUCAAUGAAAAUCGCUUGUCAGAUGUUGACAUCAUGCAUACAAUUAAUGUACAACUAUAAUCUACACCUAUGGUUCAAUCGAUUUAAACAAAACAUUUAAUAUAAAAAUAAUAUGACUAUAAUAGCAUAUUAGCAUAGAAUAUAAUUUUAUAGCUAAUAAUAAAUAAAUCUAAUUAGCUACAUAAAAAUCUGUUCAUAUAUACUAUUUUAAGUUUUAAUAGACGAUUUUUGAGAUUUUUCUAAACUAAAAAAUUAUUUAGGUACCUACGUACCUACCUAAAUGUAUUGUAAGUUAAAUUAAUAAUAAAUUGUGUUAGCAAUUUAACUAGGUGAAAAUACGCUUUCUUAACCUUAAGACAUGAUUGUGAUUUUUUUGGGUAUAUUGUCAUUUAUUUAAACUGCUAUUAGGUAUGUUUUAUCAUUGGUAGCAACUCUUUGUUACAUUUUAGGACCCACAGAUGGCUCAUUCCUAGGAAUUUGUCAUUUAAACACAAAAAACCAUUGAAUUU
Molecule: messenger RNA, 1941 nt
Organism: Acyrthosiphon pisum (pea aphid)
Lineage: Eukaryota; Metazoa; Arthropoda; Insecta; Hemiptera; Aphididae
Product: gastric triacylglycerol lipase-like
Exons: 8
Coding region: 237-1406 (389 amino acids)
Molecular function (GO): hydrolase activity, acting on ester bonds
Source: RefSeq, a predicted model, not a curated record